Molecule: messenger RNA, 3418 nt
Organism: Drosophila obscura
Lineage: Eukaryota; Metazoa; Arthropoda; Insecta; Diptera; Drosophilidae
Gene: Art4
Product: histone-arginine methyltransferase CARMER
Exons: 5
Coding region: 410-2005 (531 amino acids)
Biological process (GO): peptidyl-arginine methylation
Molecular function (GO): protein-arginine N-methyltransferase activity
Source: RefSeq, a predicted model, not a curated record
GAAUAACAGUAACACUUUUUGCAAAAAAAAAAAACGCACGUUCCGUGUGGAAAUCAAUACGAAAUCAACAAAAAGUGAUCGAUUUUGCAACAGACGCAGCCCAGAACGCGCCAGAAGUGCAUUACUCAUUGUCCGCCAGCCAACGCGUGUGUUUCCCCAGCUGCCAGCCGACAGCCAGCCACAAAGCAAUCGCACUUUUGUUGUGGAAAAUUUUGCAGUCGUCGCCGUCGCCGCCGCUGCCGCCAACAAGCGAAAAAUUUGCGCGUCGUCUGAGCCCGUCUGUGUUUGUGUGUUUGUGUGUGUGUGUGUAUAGUCGUAUCGCACGGCCUACAUUGUCAAUUAACAAGCGCGAAACAUUGUGAUCACCCUUUUUCCUACGCGCCGCCCAGCACUUAAACAGUCGGCCAGCAUGUCCACUCCACGACCUGAGGAGCACCAGAAGUUCUCCGCCGCAGCCGCCCUCUGCCCGCUCAGCAACUGCCAGUUCAGCGGCGUCGUAAUUAGCGCCAUCGCUGACGAGCAGAAGCUCGAGUUCACCAACAAAUACAAGGGCAGUUGCACGCUGCUCUGCAGCUACGACUCCCAGGGCAUUGUGCUGCGAAUAGUGUUGGAUGCUGACCGAGAGAAUGUGCUCAAGGAGUACAUGAUAGGGGCGGACACGGACGCGGCCCAGAUGGGCCGACGUAGCUAUGCCGUCACCCUGGAGUCGGAUAACCUGGUGCUGCGAUUUGCCAGCGACCAGGACCAGCAGCUCUUCCGCAAGGUGGUGGAGAACGUGAAACACCUACGGCCCAAGUCUGUGUUUUCGCAGCGUACCGAGGAGUCUUCCGCAUCGCAGUAUUUCCAGUUCUACGGCUAUCUGAGUCAGCAGCAGAACAUGAUGCAGGACUAUGUGCGGACGAGCACGUACCAAAGGGCCAUUCUGGGCAAUGCAGUUGACUUCCAAGAUAAAAUCGUUCUGGAUGUGGGAGCUGGCUCCGGUAUUCUGUCAUUCUUUGCCGUGCAGGCUGGCGCGGCCAAGGUGUAUGCCAUUGAGGCUUCGAACAUGGCUCAGUAUGCCCAGCAAUUGGUCGAAUCGAACAACGUGCAGCACAAGAUCUCUGUGAUACCCGGCAAGAUCGAGGAGAUCGAAUUGCCCGAGAAGGUGGAUGUCAUCAUAUCUGAGCCCAUGGGCUAUAUGCUAUACAACGAACGCAUGCUGGAGACCUACCUGCAUGCGAGGAAGUGGCUAAAGCCCAAUGGCAAAAUGUAUCCCACACACGGGGACCUCCACAUUGCGCCCUUCUCUGACGAGUCGCUCUACUCGGAACAGUACAACAAGGCAAAUUUCUGGUACCAGUCGGCCUUCCAUGGCGUCGACCUCACCACCCUGCACAAGGAGGGCAUGAAGGAGUACUUCCGCCAGCCGAUUGUGGACACCUUCGACAUUCGGAUCUGCAUGGCAAAGUCUGUGCGCCAUGUGUGCGAUUUCCUCAACGACAAGGAGGACGAUCUGCAUCUUAUUGAUAUCCCCCUGGAAUUCCAAAUACUCCAAACGGGCAUCUGCCACGGUCUGGCGUUCUGGUUCGACGUAGAGUUCAGUGGCAGCAGCCAGAACGUUUGGCUCUCUACCUCACCGACGGCUCCAUUGACGCACUGGUACCAGGUGCGCUGCCUGCUGCCCAUGCCCAUCUUCAUCAAGCAGGGCCAGACGCUGACGGGACGGGUGCUGCUCGAGGCCAAUCGGCGGCAGUCGUACGAUGUCACCAUCGAUCUGCACAUCGAGGGCACGUUGAUAUCAUCGAGCAACACUUUGGAUCUUAAGAAUCCGUAUUUUCGGUACACGGGGGCGCCGGUCCAGGCGCCGCCGGGGACUAGUACGCAGAGCCCGUCGGAACAAUACUGGACACAGGUCGACACGCAGGGCUCGCGUAAUUCUUCUAGCAUGCUAAAUGGUGGUCUUGGUGUCAAUGGCAUCGGUGAUGGGAGCAUGGACAUUACCCACGGACUCAUGCAUCCGCACUAGUUCGACCGUAGACAUGCAAAAUGCUGUGCUGUGCUGGGAAUGCUCCUUGCUACAAGUCCGCGCCUCAACUCAACCGAUUGCAGCCGAUCCUAGUGUUUCUGUCAGAUUUUGUUUUGUUACAACUCUUUUUUUUUAUUUUUAUUUUUUAUGGUUAGGUUAUUUAUUGAAAACUUGUAAAUUAUUUUUGUGUACUCUCGGAAUUUAGCUGCCUCUUUCUACGCCUUCACCCUUCACCCUUCUGCACUUAUCCUAUUUUAUGCGCCUUGUAUUUUUAAAAAACGAUCGAAUGAAUCGAAGAGAGAAACCGGAAGCAACAGCAGCAGCAGCAGGCAACCAGCAAACCAGCAAACAUACAAACAAACAAUCAAGAAACCAAGGCAGACUAAAUGUAGUUGUUUAGAACACGCAGCAUAUUCAAUAAGCAUAAGCUAAUUUUAGCCCCCUAGUAAUUAGUGUUUUUAACCGUAUGUAAAAUGUAAUAACGAUAUUUAACCAACGUGUGGGACUGCAGAUGAAUACUUCAGGAUGAUUGAUUCUUAGUUAAUGCCAAUUGCCAAUUUGCCGAACGGAAAAGCUUUGAACAAAACCCCAACAUAUUCAGAUUGUAUUGUAUCUAUUGUGUGUUAUUAUAUUUAAUUAUAUUAUAUUGUAUUGUACCUCCUUCAAGCGGGGCUAGUUUCAAUUCUUUGCGUAAAACUAUUAUUCUGCGUUUGUCAAGCGAUUAUUCAUAUUUUUUAGUUUUGUGAAAUUAUAAGACAUUGCUCAUAGUGGAUUUAGUGGAUAAGCCAAGCAAACAAGCAACAAAAAAAACACCAAUACAUACUUUUAACUUAUAACUGAUUCGCGCCUAGAGAUUAUACAUGUAUGAUUAUGCUUACAAAACAUACGAGAAUUCGAUUGUGAAGUUUGGCUUUCGAUUCUGUACCUAACCUAUGUUCUGGCUUUGAGUUCCCUCCCAUGCCCCCCUACAAGUCCCAUCUUAGAUGAUCGAUCCUACAACGCUGCCAGCCUGCCAAGCGAUUUGUUGGUACUAUAUCUAUAUACAUAUAUAUAUAUAUAUAUAUAUAUAUAUACCUAGAGAUAUACACGUAGUCUACGUACAUAUAACAGCAUACAUACUUAUACAUAAACACCUACAUACAUAUACAUACAUUCUCACAUGUGGCAGAUGUGCAUCUCAUAUGUGUACGUACUGUACUUUCUAGCGUAGUCGAGAGCGUUUCGACAAAUCACACCACCAACAACAACAAACAACAACACCAACACACUCAUACAAUAAUGCAUACAAGAAAUAUAUUAAACCUAUAAAACUAUAUAUAAUAAACAUAUGUAUAUCGCAUAUAUUACUAUGCCGAGGAGAGAAGAGAACAAACAAUGUCAAUGCAAAAGCAGCAAAAACAAAACAAAACAAAA